Molecule: messenger RNA, 1683 nt
Organism: Sphenostylis stenocarpa
Lineage: Eukaryota; Viridiplantae; Streptophyta; Magnoliopsida; Fabales; Fabaceae
Source: the annotation of a GenBank genome assembly
AUGGGACUCCGUUCUUCCAUAAUACUGCUUCCAGUUGCUGUGUUGCUUUCUCUUGUUGGCUCAUCUUUUGCUACAAAUUCAGUUCACAACACUUUUGUUCACUGCCUUCUCAACCAUUCUGAGCCCUCUCACCCUAUAGCUGCAGCAAUUUUCUCACAGAACAGUUCCUCCUUCUCUUCAGUUUUGCAAGGCCACAUUAGAAACCUUCGUUUCAACACCUCCACAACCCCCAAGCCAUUCCUCAUCGUCACCCCAUUUCAUGAAUCCCAUGUGCAAACAACCGUUGUUUGUGCCAAAAGGUACAACUUCUUGAUGAAAAUUCGCAGUGGUGGCCAUGACUAUGAAGGGGCGUCUUAUGUGGCUUCACAGCCAUUCUUCCUAAUGGACAUGUUCAAUCUUCGAUCUAUUGAGAUUGACAUGGAAUCUGAGACCGCUUGGGUCCAAGCUGGUGCAACACUUGGCGAACUUUACUAUAGAAUUGCCGAGAAGAGUAAAACUCAUGGUUUCCCAGCAGGGGUUUGUCCCACUGUUGGGGUGGGAGGUCACAUUAGUGGUGGUGGCUAUGGAAAUCUCAUGAGAAAAUAUGGCACUUCGGUGGACAAUGUUGUUGAUGCACAAAUAGUGGAUGCUCAGGGUAGAUUGCUUGAUAGAAGAACUAUGGGUGAAGAUCUCUUCUGGGCAGUUAGAGGUGGUGGUGGAGGUAGCUUUGGUGUGAUACUUGCCUACAAAAUAAAUUUAGUUAGAGUUCCUGAGAAGGUAACUGUUUUCCAAGUAGGCAGAACUUUGGAGCAAAAUGGCACUGACAUAGUUUACAAGUGGCAGCACGUUGCGCCUACCAUUGACAAUAACCUUUUCAUUAGGCUCAUACUGGGGGUGGUGGACGGUACACAAGUUGCAAAAAAGACUGUGAGAGCUAACUUCAUAGCCCUCUUCCUUGGUGACUCCGAAAGCCUAGUUUCUCUCAUGAAGGACAAGUUUCCUCAAUUGGGAUUGAAGCAAUCAGACUACAUUGAAACAAGCUGGCUGCAAUCUGUGAUGUUUUGGGACAACAUAGACAUUACAACCCCGGUUGAGAUUUUGCUGGAGAGACAACCUCAGUCCAUGAAGUACUUGAAAAGGAAAUCUGACUAUGUGAAGAAGCCAAUUUCCAAGGAGGGUUGGGAGGGGAUUUGGAAGAAGAUGAUUGAAUUGGAGAAAUCAGUGAUGUAUUUCAAUCCUUAUGGUGGAAGAAUGGCUGAGAUUCCAUCAACAGAAACUCCUUUCCCUCACAGAUCUGGGAACCUGUGGAAGAUCCAAUACCAGGCAAAUUGGUACGAGGCAGGGGAAGAGGUAGCACAGUACCACAUGAACUUGCUUAAAGAACUUCACAAAUACAUGACACCCUUUGUCUCCCAAAACCCAAGACAAACUUUCAUGUGUUACAAGGACUUGGAUUUGGGCAUCAACCACCACGGUUUUCUUGGCUACUUCAAAGGAAGGGCUUACGGAGUCCAAUAUUUCACGCAUAACUUCAAAAGGUUGGUUGAAAUAAAGAGCAAGGUUGAUCCUACCAAUUUCUUCAGGACUGAACAAAGCAUUCCGGUACUCAGCUAUGUGGAGUUUAGAAAAUUGAUUACUGAAAAAUCGGUUCUUUCUCUUUUGUUCGGGUUGUUCGCACUACAUUGGUUUCGGAAUCUCAAGUAA